Molecule: messenger RNA, 303 nt
Organism: Penicillium malachiteum
Lineage: Eukaryota; Fungi; Ascomycota; Eurotiomycetes; Eurotiales; Aspergillaceae
Exons: 1
Coding region: 1-303 (100 amino acids)
Source: RefSeq, a predicted model, not a curated record
AUGGGCCUGAACCGAAUAUUGAGGGCUGCAACGCAGGAGCAAGUCGAAAAGCUACAGCAGCAGACUGAGAAACUAGAGAUGGCAAUCCAGGACUUGUCAGAAGUAGAUUCAUCUGUGCCAGAUUCCGCCUUUGAGGCUGGAUCAUCCAAUACGCAGCAUUACCAAGUCGCUUCAGGAGGAACGGGGUACCAGAAUAAUAAUGGUGGAAGUAAUACAGUCAACUUUAAUGGCCAACUAAGUGGUAGUACAGUCCACGGUGGAAUUACUUUUAAUGGGUUCAAGAGUGUCGAUGGUACGGAAUGA